Amblyraja radiata (thorny skate) is the source of this 864-nucleotide messenger RNA. RefSeq lists its product as uncharacterized. The transcript has 2 exons. Bases 42 to 821 code for a protein of 259 amino acids. The record is from RefSeq and is a predicted model, not a curated record. Lineage: Eukaryota; Metazoa; Chordata; Chondrichthyes; Rajiformes; Rajidae.
GGAAAGGGCUGGGUACAGCAGAUUCGACCAGUGCAGUAAGUAUGAAUAAUCCCCGUGCCACAGACGUCCAUACUCCGUGGAAGCCCCAUGAAAUAAUGGCAGUACUAAACCGAAUCCCUGAUGGAAAGAAGCCGCCUGCUGCUUUUAUAUAUUAUUUAAGAACCACAAUGCGUGUAUAUCAUGCAGAUUCCCAGGAUUUGUGGGAAACCAUACAACAGAUAAUUACUCCAGCUGAAAAUACAAAAUUUCUAGUAGCCCUAGAACGCCCAACUUAUGAAGCCUGGGCAAAUGUAGUAAUGGAUGACAGUGCAAGAGAAGAGGCUGUUUUAACUGCCCUUGCAAAAAAAAUUCAGAAACCAAGUGAUUUUAAACGAAUUCUGGAAAUAAAACUAGAAAAGGGUGAAGGAGCAGACGAAUUUCUAGACCGUUUUUCAAAAUUAUAUAUGGACCAAUCAGAUGACUUAGACUAUCAGAAUGGAGCAAGUUCCCCUCAGUAUUGUGCUAUCCUAUUGAAUUGUCUGCCCACUAAAAUAGCGGACUUAAUUAAAACUGAUAACAGGAACUGGUCUGAAAACCGAGCCAGUCAAAUGGCCAGAGCUGUGAUGCACUAUUGGAAGGAGGGGAGGAACCAGGAACAUUAUCCUGUAACUAUAAGAGAAAGUGAACGCAAGGCCAAGAAAGAAUUGGCAACAUCUAACUCUGAACCAUGGUUUCCCAGAGUACCAGCAAAUUACGGAUUGGGAGAAAUUAAGGUUCCAGAUUUCUCGGAUUAUUAUCACAACUACACUCCCAAUUUCCAUUCCAAUGGAACCAAGGGGUAGAAUAAAGCCAACCAUAUUGCCUAAUCAAUGUUAUAUUGGUGGG